Molecule: messenger RNA, 2083 nt
Organism: Labeo rohita (rohu)
Lineage: Eukaryota; Metazoa; Chordata; Actinopteri; Cypriniformes; Cyprinidae
Product: leptin receptor gene-related protein
Exons: 4
Coding region: 125-520 (131 amino acids)
Biological process (GO): negative regulation of growth hormone receptor signaling pathway; late endosome to vacuole transport via multivesicular body sorting pathway
Cellular component (GO): endosome
Source: RefSeq, a predicted model, not a curated record
UCUCAUUUUGUAGGCCAAGUUUUUUUAAAGACUGCUCCUUUAAGGGUGUAUCAGUAGUUUGAGGAAAUAGGAAGUCGGUCCAGUAACAUUUAGCACAAAGACAAAAAACAAAAGGCGUUUGUGAAUGAUGGCAGGAAUAAAAGCUCUUGUCGCGUUAUCCUUCAGUGGUGCACUUGGACUGACUUUUCUCCUUUUGGGAUGUGCCCUGGAACAGUUUGGAGUGUACUGGCCAAUGUUUGUCUUGAUGUUCUACAUCCUGUCGCCUAUCCCAAAUUUAAUAGCCAGGAGGCAUGCGGACGACACUGAGUCGAGCAAUGCAUGCAGGGAGCUUGCAUACUUCUUAACCACUGGAAUUGUGGUGUCAGCCUAUGGACUACCAGUUGUGCUUGCACGAAAAUCUGUGAUCCAGUGGGGUGCCUGUGGCCUAGUAAUGGCAGGCAAUUGUGUAAUUUUUUUUACCAUUCUGGGUUUCUUCCUGAUAUUCGGAGGUGGAGAUGAUUUUAGCUGGGAACAGUGGUAAACCUUAGAAGAGCAUAACUACGUUAUAAACUACGAAACUUUAAAUUGUUUGCCACGGCAAUUCUGAUUAAGCCGGGCCUUGACAGAGACUGUGUCCAUUGCUUUGUUUCACUCUCAGUUAUGGCUGCUCUGUUACUUUGCUUCUGCUUUUUCAUUUGCAUUACAUGCCGGCAUGUGCAUGGCUCUCUGUAUACAACAAUUUGCUUAAAAAUGGAUAAUUAUGAAGUUGCAUUUAUAGAAAUAUUGCAUUUAAACUUUAAAUAUUGAAUUUAAACUCACAAAACCUGUAUAGUACAGUUUGAGUCAUAUUUACUCAAAUCAAAAGCAAAAAACAAUCAAUUCUAUUUUCCUUAAAUACAAUGAAGCUUGUUUUAGGACCAUUCAAGAUUUUUUUGUAUUAAGUUUGAAUUUUCCCCCCAGCUUGUCACCAACAGAUGUGUUUUGCACAAAUUAUUUAGUAUUUAAUAUAUAUUUUUAAAAGCUGUCAUUUUUUUUUUUGCGGUAUUACAGAAGAGGUUUAGAAACUCCUAUAAGUAAGCUUCAUUUUUAUGCUUGUAUACAGUUUUUGUGAGAUUCAUGCUUUCAAACAAUUAACUGUAGCAUGAAAUCAUUUACGCAAUCCAAUAAAACAAUCAAAAUGUAGAAUUUGACAAUAGGAAAGAGCAUAGGAUGAACAUAUUUUUUUGUCCUUUUUAGCAGCUUGAAUUGUUAGUGCUUAAUUACUCUGCUUAAUUUAUUAAUGAUCAUCAUUUGCACUUGAUAUAUAGGCCUACCAGUUAUGAGGCAUAAUUAAUAAUCUAACAAUGCCACUCUCACCUAAGAGUUAAAGCAAAGCUUUGUGUUUGCAAACAGAAGCACAGUAACCAUGGCAGUCUAUGAAGUGUUUUUGUCUUUGUUUUUGCAAUGCCACUAACGUCGAUUACGGAUUGGACCCGUUAAGCUUUAACCUUCUUAAACUGUUUACGCCACAUUACCAAAGCAAACAUCUUCCUGCUGUUCUAUUCCUUCACUCCUCGUUUACAUCUGUUGUACCAUUCCAUGUAGAUCUGUAAAAACGGGAAGAAAAGUUUUAAAUGCUUGCAGAAAACAAUCACAAACAGCCUUUAGCGAUUAUGGAAUGUUUAGUAUAGUUACUUUUUUAAACUUUCGAACAGCACAUGAUGCAUGCAAUUCCAGAAGCGUUUUCUUAUAACUGACAUAAUUCCACAACAGAGCUUAUGAAACACUAUGACAUGAUUAUGUGAUUUGUCAUACUGUGGUCUAUAUAGUAAAUGCAGUGUCCGAGAUCCAGUUUCGCUGAAAUUCAGGGUGUUCAGGUUCAAUGAUUGACAGUUUCACACUACUGGUGUUGUCAUUAAUAUUUUAUAAAGAAUUAUGGAUUAUGAAUCAUUUUAUCCACUGUUUGAAAUCUUUUGGUUUUGUUUCUUCAGAAGUUAUACUGACUUUAUAAUGAAUCACUUGUAUGAGGGAUGUUUUUGAUGUACCUUUGUGAUCUUAGAUUUUGUUUUAGCACUUUCAAACAAUAUCCAUUUGAUUAUAUGAAAUAAAACACUUGAAUUUUUCA